UCACAUGUCAAGCACUUGCGCCUCCGCUGACACACAUAAUACGUUGUCUCUCUUAGGUUUUCUAUAUAUCUAUAUCUCAUACAAAUGUGCAGCAAAAUCUUUGAUCUAGGCAGUCCCAGACAAAGACAUUUCUUCCAAAGUUCAGAUAAAUGCUUAUUGAACGGCUUAGUUAUACCUGCUAGAAGUUUUGAAAACUAUAUUUCAUCGCUGCUUCAGUCUCUGGAAAGGUAUAGAUAUCAGAUUUUGCAUGUGCUAGUACAAGGCUCAAGCUGGCAAAGGACAGCUUUCGUCUUUUUUACUUCCUCGUUCAUCCCAAGAACAAACUGUCACGCAGGACCAAGAUCCGGAUCUGCCAAACCUACAUUUGCCCAAUAUUCACCUAUGCCUCCUCCACAUGGGCAGACAUCCAGCCCCGUCGCAUGCAGAGGCUGCAAGCUUUCUGGAAAACCGGGUUUUCCGGAUUAUGUAAGACGCACCAUGGUACAUGCGCAACACUACCAUCCUGCGAGAUCUCCAAGCUCAACCCUUGGUAGAUCACCUGACGAAGUUGGACAAGUAUCUAGCCACCGCUUUGGGGCACCACAACCUCCUGAUUCGGAUCUCUCAUUCACACAAGCUUCCCUCCCCAAUGCCCCAUAUCCCCUCCCCUCCCCUGGCGAUACACUACGCAGGACUAACCCUUCUGGUGCGACAGACAAACCCUCCACCUCCACCCAGGUCAGCAAACUACUUUCCCCAACGGUCAGCGAGCCAGGGACCACAAAGAUGCGGCACUCAUAGUGCUAGUUUUAUGUGUUCUUGUACAUAUUUAUUAGUACCUUACCUUAGAUUUUAAGACCUAUGAUAGUAUAGAUUAAGUUACAAUUAGUUAAAUAGAUAUGAAAAUAUAUAUUUUAAUCUAGUUAAAAAUAUGCCAGUUUCAAAGUAAUGUGCUACUGAUAAAUGAUUGGUAAUAAAAGAGCCUAUAC
This is a messenger RNA of Anthonomus grandis grandis, 968 nucleotides long. RefSeq lists its product as uncharacterized. The transcript is spliced from 2 exons. Bases 85 to 780 code for a protein of 231 amino acids. The record is from RefSeq and is a predicted model, not a curated record. NCBI's taxonomy places the organism in Eukaryota, Metazoa, Arthropoda, Insecta, Coleoptera, Curculionidae.